Molecule: messenger RNA, 5456 nt
Organism: Lagopus muta (rock ptarmigan)
Lineage: Eukaryota; Metazoa; Chordata; Aves; Galliformes; Phasianidae
Gene: NUP153
Product: nucleoporin 153
Exons: 22
Coding region: 68-4441 (1457 amino acids)
Biological process (GO): RNA export from nucleus; protein import into nucleus
Cellular component (GO): nuclear pore
Molecular function (GO): structural constituent of nuclear pore
Source: RefSeq, a predicted model, not a curated record
CGGUGACAGCGCGGAGCGAGGGAGCGGCCCGGCGGGGCGGCGGGCGGCCGAGGGGCCGCGUCCCAGCAUGGCCUCGGGCGGCGGCGGAGGAGCGGGAGGAGGAGCCGGCGGCGGCGGCGGCAAGAUCCGGACCCGGCGGUACCACCUGGGAGCCGCGAAGCCUCCGUACGGCAGGAGCAGGCAGCAGGGAAUUAUUAGCAGAAUGACAGAAUCAGUGAAAAACAUCGUACCAGGAUGGCUACAGAAGUAUUUUAAUAAAAGUGAAGAUGAAUGUGUAGAUACAAAUGAAUCUACAAAUCAGGAAGAGAAUCCAGUAAAUUAUCAUCAUAAUUAUAGAGAUGAAGAUACCAUAAUGACCGAUGGGAGAGUCACACCUGAACCAGCAGGAAUUAACCUGGAAGAACCAUCCACGAGUAGAUCAGCACUGAACUUUUCGGUUGUGUUAACAAGGCCGUCUCUGCAUCGGAGCCAUUUGAACUGUACCGUGUUAGAUUCUGCUGUACCACCUUGUCAGCCCUCUACAUCUUCUACACUUGGCAUUGGCAAUCCUGGACUGUCUCUUGUAAAAGAAAUAAAAGAUUCUACCUCUCAGCACGAUGAUGAUAACAUCUCAACAACCAGUGGCUUCUCCUCUAGAGCGUCUGAUAAAGAUAUCGCAGUUUCAAAAACCAAUUCAGCACCACUGCUCUGGUCCACAGAAGCUGAAAGAUCUCAUUCCCUCUCCCAGCAUUCUGCAUCUAGUUCAAAGAAACCUGCAUUCAAUUUAUCUGCUUUUGGAGCUCUCUCUCCUUCGCUUGGAAACUCUUCUGUCUUUAAGACAAGCCAGCUUGGAGAUUCUCCAUUUUACCCUGGAAAGACCACUUAUGGUGGAGCAGCUGCAGCAGCAAGGCAGACAAAAGUGCGAAUUGCUCCUUAUCAGACACCAGUAAGAAGGCAGAUGAAAGCUAAACAAGCAAACGUGCAAUCCUAUGGUGUGACAAGUUCCACAGCACGGCGCAUCCUGCAGUCUCUGGAGAAGAUGUCAAGUCCUCUGGCAGACGCUAAAAGAAUUCCAUCUUCUGUUACCAGUCCGCUGUCUUCUCCUGUGGACAGAAGCGUGUUGGAUAUUACGGGCUUCCAUUCCUCUCGAAAACAGAUGGAAUCUCACCAUCCGCCUGUUCAAAAACUGGUGACACCAAAGGCAAUCUCUCUGUCAGGAAGUCGGACCCAGUAUUUUAAACCAUCUCUGACUCCAUCUGCUGAUUCUAGCAAAAUUCACCAGAGAGUAGAUACAAAGCACAAAGAAGUGAAAGAGAAGAGUUUGCCUGAAGAACAGCGUGUGGAACCAUCUGAAAGCAAUUUGACCUACCCCAAAUUCAGUACUCCUGCAUCCAAUGGUCUGACUUCAGGAGGAAGUGGUGGUGGCAAGAUGAGAAGGGAAAGAGGGGUACACUACGUAUCAAAGUCUGGACAAGAACAGGAAGUAGAGGAACCGGUGCUGCCGAAAAUAUCCCUGCCCAUCAGUACUGCAUCACUGGCUCCUUUCAACUUCAGUUUUCUGACUAGCAGUACUGUCUCGUCGUCACCAAGCACUGUUUCCACAUCAGUGAUGAACAAGGUACAACCAACAAGUAAUGUUGGCAGUCCUGUGUUCAGAUUUUCAUCUCCUAUUGUGAAAUCUACUGAGGCAGAAGUGCUACCUCCGUUGUCUCAGAUGGGGUUUACAUUCAGUGUUCCUGUUGUCAAAUCGGCAGAGCGCUCUGGAUGCAGCGAUACAGCAGCGACGCCCUUCCUUACCCGCGAUACCAGCGCUGUAAACAGCAUCAGCAAUAAAAAGGAAGAAAAAGAAGAGUAUGAUGGUCCCUUCAAACCUGCAAAGGUCUUAAAGGAAGGGAGUGUGUUAGACAUUCUAAGAAACCCUGGAUUUACAUCUGUAAAAACACAAUCCUCUGCAUCUGCACAGCCUAUCACAAGCACAGCGGUCUAUACAAGGCCUGCGAUAAGUAGUUUUUCUGCAGGUAAAGAGACCUCGAAACAAGCAUCGUCGUAUUGGCAGACUGAUCCGUGUGACCCAUGUUUGCAGAACAAAGCCACAGACAGCAAGUGUGUCACUUGCCAAGCUGCUAAAGUGUCAACAGCUGAGAGUACGAAACAGACGAUGAGCUCAAGUCCGAGUGGCUCCACAAAGGCAGCAGCCUCUCCAGUGGGGAUGCUGGGCUUUGGAGACAAAUUCAAGGCAGCGCCUGGAACGUGGGAUUGUGAUACUUGUCUGGUCCAGAACAAACCUGAAGCUACCAAAUGCAUAGCAUGUGAGACACCAAAGCCUGGGAUGGGAGUAAUGCCUACUCUGGCAUUGCCAGUGACCACAGAGAGCUCGGUGACUGUGACGUCCUCCUCCAGCAGCACUGACACCACAGUCACUCUGGGCUUUGGAGACAAGUUUAAGAAGCCAAAAGGCUCUUGGGACUGUGCAACAUGCUUUGUAUCAAAUAAGGCAGAAGAUAGCAAAUGUGUAUCCUGUCAGUCCGAGAAACCAGGGAGUUCAGUGCCUGUGACCAGCAGCAGUGCGUCUGCAUUUGCUGCUCCUUCUGGAGAACUUCUGGAUUUAGACAAAUUCAAGAAGCCUGAAGGAAGCUGGGAUUGUGAGGUCUGCUUGGUCCAAAACAAACCGGAGGCCACAAAGUGUGUAGCCUGUGAAAGUGCAAAGCCAGGCACCAAAGCAGAGUUCAAAGGUUUUGAUGCUUCUGCUGUGUCCACAAAUGCUGCAGUGCCAUCAUUUACAUUUGGUGUUCAGUCAUCAUCCUCUGAUUCUCAAACAUCGAGUACCACAGGAAGUUUUAAAUUCGGAGAACAAGGGAGCUUCAAGUUUGGCAUUGCAUCUGAAUCUGCAUCUUCUAACGCUGCGCCUGGGGGAUUCAAGUUUCCCAGCAGUUCUGGGAACUUCAAAUUUGGAGUUUCAUCCUCGGACUCUAAAUCAGAAGAGAAUAAAAAGGAAGAUAAAAGUAACAAUUUUACCUUUGGCCUUCCGUCUACAAGUAGUCCAGCUCCUUUAACGUUUCAGUUUGGGACAGCAAGCCUGGGACAGCAGGAAAAGAAAGAGCAACAACCAGUAUUGGGAGGUUUCAGUUUUGGUUCAAGUUCUACUUCUUCCAUAACUACCAAUGAGAAUAAAACCGCAGUCGCUGGCUUCACUUUUGGAACCGUGGCAGAAAAUGAAGUUGCGUCAGCUUCUUUUGCAUUUAAGAAACCAGAUGAGAGAAAGGACGAAACUCCUUCAACCAAGGGAGGCUUCUCUUUUGGUAACGUGGAGUCGACACCUGCCUCGCAGUUUGUUUUGGGAAGGACAGAAGAGAAACAGGAUUCUGUCAGUUCUGCUGCUCCGUUAGUGUUUGGGAAGAAAGCUGACAGUGAAGAGUCAAAGGCACAACCUGUCUUUUCCGUCGGGCAGUCUGAGCAUACCAAAGAAGAAAGCACAGCAAAACCUAUGUUCAACUUCAGCUUUGUUAAACCAUCAGAGAAGGAAACCGAGCAGGCAAAGCCAGCUUUUUCAUUUGGGGCCCAAGCCAGUACUUCAGAUCAAGGAGCAGCAAAGCCAUCCUUCAGCUUCUUGAGCUCCAGUUCCUCCAGCACAGCUGUGCCCACCACUUCAGCCAACAGCAGCAGCGUGUUUGGCAGCGUCACCUCUUCCUCCAACCCUGCGCCGGUUCCCACUCCCUUCGUGUUUGGGCAAGCCAGCAACACUGUGAGCAGCACUGCUUUUGGCAAUUCUGCAGAAUCUACAGCAUCUCAGUCAUUUGGCUUCUCUCAAGAAAGCAAACCAGCAACCACAUCUUCCACCACUGGUGCAGCAGUUGCUCCGUUUGUCUUCGGUUCAGGAGCCAGCAGUAGCAGUGCAGCAAGUUCUGGCUUUACCUUUGGAGCCACGGCCACAUCAAGUUCAACAGGGUCGUCCUCUUCAUUUGUCUUUGGGUCUGGGUCUUCAGCGCCUGCUGCUGGCCCGGCCUUUGGUGCCGGUCAGCUACCAGCAUUUGGCCAGAGCCAGGGCCCCGGCCAGCCGAAUGCUCCCAGCUUUGGAUCCCUGUCAACAACGCUGUUUUCAGCUGGCCCUCAGCCUGCGCCUCCUGCCUUCGGCUCUGUGACGAGCAGCACUCAGCCCCCUGUGUUUGGACAGCAGUCGAGCCAACAACCGGGUUUUGGCUCCGGCACCUCCAGUGCUGGUCCUGUAUUCCAGUUUGGAAGUAGUACUUCUAAUUUCAACUUUACAAGUAACCCAGAAGUAUUUACUUUUGGUGCAAAUCCCCCUGCACCAGCAGCACCGGUACAGCCUUCUGGCUCUUCAGGAUUUUCAUUCAGCCAGCCUCCAGCAUUUACAGUGGGGACUACUGGAAAAAAUAUUUUCUCUGCCUCUGGAUCUUCAGUUUCCGGUCGGAAGAUAAAGACUGCAGUUAGACGUAGAAAGUAAUCGCCGAUUGGUAAAGCAACUUUGAGAGCAGCUGCUGCCCUGCAUUGUUCAGUUGUUGGGAUCGUACCUCAUGCUGGGUUAGCUGAAGUCAGAUCUGCCUAAAGGAAUAUAGAACUCUGCUGCCCUUUCCUUCCCUCCCUCCUUUAGUUUUUUUGUAACGAGUAGAGUUGGCACCGGGGCCGUUCUCAAGCAAAACUAUUUUAGAAUCCAGCAAGUUACUUCUGUCACUGACUCGGCAUGGUUCGGCUAUAGAGAUGCGCACAGCCCGCGCAGUGAAUGGCUUGUACAAUACCUCUUCAUCUGCACCGCUCCGUGCGCCCAUCCGCGUUUACCGACGCCUCCGAAAUGUAAUUAUACCAGUGAGGGGUUCUGUAUAGAGUAGAGAAUGUUGGUAACGAAUGAUUUCUAUGCUGAGUUUGUGCCGGUGUAUGUGUGAAGUGAGUGAGUUUGGGUGUAUCGUGCACUAAAAUUUUCUGAUAGAGGAAGACUGAUUACAGGACGAUUCAUGCUAAGGACUUGUUAGAUCUGUAGUUCUCCAUUUAAUAAUUAUAUGCUAUUUCUAUAUUUUCAUUCUUACAGCCCUUUAUCACCUGUCUCGCCUUUGUUAUUUUAUUAUGAAACGUGUAAAUACAGUUUUGUUUCUCUAUGUACUUUUUUGGCAUAACAGAUCUGUGAAAUGGAAAUUUUAAUUUUGUGUGUUACGGCCAUUUUUGUUUAGUAUUGUCUCAGAUUUUAUUAUGUAAAUCCCAUUAUUCAAAGUUGCCUAAAUCCAUUUAGAAAAUCUUUAAAAUUGGGAAUUCUUAAAGUAAGUUUAUUGGCUUUUCUGAUCCAUUUUUGUUUGGACCAAAAACCAGUAUUGUACAAAGUAUUAAGUAUAUAUUUUUAUAUUUACUGAAAUGGACUGUGGUGACUUUGGAUAAUAAGGAAAAGUUUAAUAUUAAAGCCAUGUUUAUUACAGUAUAAUUAACAUGUUAAACCAUGGGAUAAAUGCCAUCAAUAAAAAUAUGAAAUAUUG